AUGAAUGUGUCCUAUUCAUUGUCUAACGUGGUUGGGUAUUCCAAUCAACUACCUACUCUAGAUGUGAAAUUACCAUUGAAAUAUGCAGAGGUACCCUUCACCACAGACAACCACGAUGAUGAAUUUCUUUCCAAACUUGCUGCAACUGGACAAUUCCUCAAAUUCGAAUCCACAUCGCUUAUCCCACUAGUAUCAUGCUCAAUAUUGAAUGAUUUAUCAACUAUUAUGCUCACCCCCAUUGAGCGUAAAGCAAACAGUUUGGGAUUGAAACUUCAGAAUAUCAAAAUCAACUUACCUCAUACAGUCUUGUCUACCAAUUGUUUUGAUGUAAACCACGAUAAUGACAACAUAUACAUCAACUUGAUUGAUUCCAGUUACUUGUUCAUAUCUUUAAAGAUACCAACAGAGAUGUUUGUGUCCGGCAAAACAUUGUCGUUGUUUGACUUUGAAGAAUGGGGACAUAUAUCUGUCCCAUACUCAUUUGAAAUGAGAUCAAAUCCAUAUUUUGUAAAAUCCAUCGAUGAAUUGAAUAUGCUCGUGUCAUUGAAGGAUGGUGGCUUUCUCCAUUUUCAAAAACAAACUGCUUUGUCAGAUGUUGAUAUUUACACUUUUAACGAACCAGUUUCGUUUCUUGGUGGGUUAUUCAGUGCCAAAAGGGGAAAAUUAGACAUGAAUGGAGUUUCAGCAAACACUGUGCUUGAUUUGGUUAGAUUUGAUGAUCAUUUGAUUACCCUAACCGCAAGUAGACAUUUGAAAAUGUGGAGCUUGUCCAAACAUCAAUACAUUUCAUCUACACCAUUGUACGAAAAUCUGGAAGAGGAAACUUGGUUGAACACAGUACCAUCAAAAUACAUGCAGUUGCUUAAUGUUGAUGGGGACUGGUACAUCACGCUGCACAGCUCAACAAACAGCGCCACCGAAAAUAAUCAAUUUGCAUUUCAAACUUGGCAAGUUCAUCAACUGUCAUUGAUCAAAGUUCCCAAAUUCGAGUUUGAACCAAAAGUGCCCAACAUUUUGUUAUCAUCAUCGGAUAUAUUCUACCACGAAUCAACUUUCCAAAAUAAGACAUGGAUUAUUCAAGAUUUUGAAACUCAGCACACAGGUGGCCAAUUGAAAAUUCACAUUUUGUGGAAAUCUAAUACAUCAUCUAUUCUUGUCACCUACACUAUCGAUGUCGAUAAUGGAGCAAUAAUAUCAAUUGAGUCAUCCCUGCCAACAGAGCACAAUGAAGAAGAAGAAAUUGCCGUUCUUUUUGACUCGGAAUAUUACCGUCGCAAGAUUUUUGAUUCCGGUGAAUUCAACAACUUGAUCGUUGCUACUUCCAUAUCAUGUUUACGCCGCCAUUUCGAAUCGCAACAAGAGCACAUUGAUGGGGAUUUACGUACAUCGGCGAAAGAAUUGAUAGAGUUUCAUUCUACUGCUGAUUCUGCUAAACAUAAUUGGUUCAAACUUUACUCCUUAUGCCAGGAUUUCAGCAAGAAAAGUCAAGAGGCAUUGGCAUUGAUAUCUUUUAAUGAAAAAUUGAUCACAAUACAAACAAAUGGAUACGGACUAUAUGGAUCGUCGCAUUAUUUUGAAUCCUUGUCUCAUAAGAACCUUCAAAGCCCUGAAGGUAAAUUGAUGCAAUUAUUCAACAAGUUCCGUAUCACUUUGUCCCCAAAUACAUAUCACAAGUUGAGCGAGUCUAUUGUAUCUCGUCAACGUCAAUUUGAUGAUGCCACUGCAGUUGAUGAGUUUUUCCAAAUGCAUCUUGCUGAGAAAUUACCACCAUUGGAGAUCCAAUCAGUAUUGUCUGAUUUGGCAAGUAUACCCAAUGCAUUACAAAUUAUUGAAUCGUUGGUUGCUGAUACAGAAUAUCAAUUGAUUGAGGUGGUUGAUCAAGUGGGUGAUUUGGGUCAGUUUUUCAAAUUGUCAACCUUUGCCGCAUUCAAGGACAUAAUGCAACAACAUACUAUACUUUUGACAGAUUUGUUGAUUUUACUCUUUGUUUGUGAGGUUAAUGAUGAAAUUUUGAACUUGCUUAAUCAAGUUAUGCGUGGAUUGCAACAGUAUGACCUCACUGAGUUAAUAUUUGAGACCUGUUUUGAGUCUGGCUCUGGUAAAUCUCCACUUGAGUCUCGCGGGUUGGCAAAUACUGAUUAUUCAUUGUUUUGGUCUGCUAUAGUCAACGAAGAUACCACUUUGAAACAACUUAUUGAUAACUUGCGAGUCAGUGAGGCAUAUGAUUAUUUCCACAAUGACGUAUUAACCAAGAGGGAUUUUAUUGUCAACUCCGUCAUUGAGUUGAUCAAUCAUCAACAAGGACCAUACUUGAACAAGUUUUUUGUAACCCAAUUGAAUCAAAACGACGUUAAUGAAUUGUUUCUUGUUGGCAUAAUCCAUUUGAUCAAUCAUGAUGCAUCUCUCUUUUUUGACACAUUUGUUCAGUUUGAAAAAUUUGAGAACCUUGAUGUUGCCAAUUUGAAAUUAUUGAAACAAGAUGAAAACUUGCGUCAUUUUUUGAGUUGUUUCUACACUUUGCCCACACGAGGUGAAUAUUACCAUGGAUUGUCCGAAUUGGCCAUGUCACAAGUUGCACUGGGGAAAUUAGGCGAUGUGACAAGAACACAAUUGACUGAAGUGGCUUUGAAAUUUGAUAAAUUGGCAAUUGCAAACGCUAAAGACGAACCAUCAAAGGUUGAAUCGUUGUAUUUGAAUGUGUUUGAUUUAGCAUUAUCGAUAUCAGAUUAUGAUUCUGUUGGACAAGCAUUGCAACAUGUAACUUCCACCACCCAAAUAAAGACUUUGCUAACUCGCUUUAUCGAGAAAUUGAUUUCGGAACUGAAGAUCAAAUUGAUCUUCCCACCAAAUGACAGCAAAGUCUACCGAGCCCAUUUCAAGUUGAUUGAUUCGAUCUUGCUUCAACUAGCUAAUUCAACGCCAUUAUUACCCUCAUUGAAAAUAUAUCAGAUUUUAUCAUCGUGGAGAUUAUUUGGCUGUUGCAUGACAAAGCAGCAGCUAGGUGAUCAACGUGGCUCCUGUGAGGCAUUGUAUCUGUACAUUCAACGCUAUAAAAAUGAAAUCACCACCAUCGAUAAGGCAAGUAAAUUCCAAGUCUUGCAAAUGUAUUUACUCAUUUUAAAUGAGUUGAAAUCAUUUGAUGAAGUUGAUGAUCAAUGGUUUUUCAAUAGAUUGGCGGAACUGGAGUCUUCAACUUCACAGAUUGUGACUGCCAAUAGAAUCCAAAUUGAGUAUUUGGAAUGGAUGAAGAAUUUAGAAACAGAUUUAUCUACAAUAGAGUAA
Messenger RNA from Lodderomyces parapsilosis, 3282 nucleotides. RefSeq lists its product as uncharacterized. The record is from RefSeq and is a predicted model, not a curated record. The transcript has a single exon. Lineage: Eukaryota; Fungi; Ascomycota; Pichiomycetes; Serinales; Debaryomycetaceae. The coding region runs from base 1 to 3282 and encodes 1093 amino acids.